AUGAGAUAUAGGACUUACCUUAUUACCUUCAUGCUCAUGGCAGUAGUCUUGACUACUGCUUGGGGAGAUGACGGAAGUACCUCAGACCUCAAAAAGCAUAAGCGUGAGAACGUUUUUAACAGCUUAUCUAAGAUGAUGCCAACUACAUACUUGUACAAGUCAAUGUUCCAUCAUUCAGGUCCGAAGCCAGGUCCUGACCCAGAGCCUGAACCAACACCUAAGGCUGACAUCCAUCUGCAUGUAGUUCCUCAUUCACAUACAGAUGCUGGGUGGAUCGAGACUAUUGACUGGUACUAUGAGAGGAAAGUGAAGGGCAUCUUUGAUAACAUCGUUGCUGAAUUAUACCAAGACUCUGACAUGACCUUCGUCUGGGCUGACACCAACUUCUUGCACCAGUGGUACGAGAGCCAAGGUGAGAAAGUCCAGAAAAAGUUUGAUAAAAUUGUGAAAAGAGGCCAAAUCGAGUUUGUUGGUGGCGGAUGGGUUCAGAAUGACGAAUCCUUGUCAGACCUGAAAAGUAUCAUCAACCAAAUGAACUUUGGACUACAGUAUUUGCAGGAGACCUUUGGAGCCAAGCCUAAGGUUGGCUGGCAAAUUGACCCGUUUGGGUAUAACCACUUCAUGCCCAGUGUUUUCCAACAGCUUGGGUAUGACUACCUGGUACUUAACAGGAUUGGAGAUAGCCACAAGGAGGAAUUUAAAGCUGAUAGUAGUAUGGACUUCUGGCUAGAAUCAGCAGAAAUGGGCGAGGACUCCUCAAAGAUCCUCACUCAUGUGCUACCUAGGCACUAUGAACCGGAAAAUUUCGACUCUUUGAUCAACAGCAUUCCUUGUGCAAGAGAUAGCGAUGAGGAGAAGAAAGAAUUUGUCAAGAAUUUUUACGAGAAAUAUGUCGAAGAACAAGAAAAAGGAUUCCCAACGAAGCAUCAUUUGCUGUUGAUGGGGAAGGACUUUGGGUUCAAUCAGCAAAAUGGAGAACUUCGGAAGAUCAAAUACAUGAACGAGGUUAUUACAAAGUACUCCUACGAGGCUCUUGGAGUACAGAUAAAUGCUAACUUCUCAUUGCCCAGUGCUUACUUUGACAAUGUCAAGGAGUCAAAGAAACUCAGGAAGAAGAACUUGGACUUCCUGAAUUAUGAUGAACGGCUUGUGUACCUCCAUCCAAAUGAGGACGAAAACCUCUUUGAUUACUGGGUUGGCUACUAUGCGACCAGACCACAUCUGAAGAAAAUGAUCAACCAGGCAUUCAACAAUUUUAGGAGCAUGGAAAUCCUAGUAACUUCUUGUAAGUAUAUGAAGAAGUUUGAUAAGGCACUUGAGGAGAAAUAUUUCAUUAUUGAGAAAUACCUCAGUUAUCUCCUGCAUCAUGAUGCUAUCACCGGUACUUCGAGAAAGGGCACCAUUGACGAUUACUACAGUAAGGUUGACAAGGCUGAGGCACUGAUCGAGGAAAUGAUGGACAUCCUUAACCAUAUCCUUAUUGGAAAAUCCAGCUUUGGAAGUGAUGUGGAGGAAGAAGGCUUUGUUACUGAUUUGCAUUAUUAUUUCAAUCAGGCCGCUUAUGAAAGGAAAUUGGUAGUGAAGAUUAUUCAAAAGUACCAAAAUGCUAGAGUUUUCGACAUUGAUGCUGGAAAAUACUUGGAAUGAGAGCUUCUUCCCAUAAAAUCUUCAGAGAACCAUCUGUUUUGUCUACUAGAAAUUUCCGGAUUGACUCUGAAGAACUUAAGAGUGGAGGCUUCACCAGAAGGAAAGAAGCUUGACCAUCAAGCUCAAGUGCUAGACUCUAUACCAUUCUCAGAUAAGACGAGGAAACUUGAGAAUCAUGAAUAUGUGCUGAACCUGAAGAAAGAUUCUUUAAUAUCGGACAUUUACAUGAAAUCUUCAGGAAGAAAGUUGACUCUUGACCAGGAGUUCAACUAUUAUGACGAUACAGCUUCAGGAAUUUAUAUCUUUAAGCCUCAGAAAGACAAGGAAAAGUUUGAAUACAGAGUCAGCAGCAGCCAGGUUUUCCAAGGAAAACUAGUCUCAGUGGUUAGAACUGCAAGUGAGGGCCAUUUCUCACAACAAAUUGUUGUGUUCCACAGUGGCGAUACUGAAAUAGCUCCGCUAGUAGAGACCACUGCUCAGUCAUGGGGUUAUAAAGAGGUUGGAUUCUCACUCAAGACUAAUCCUUCUGGUAGCAAUACUUUUUACAAUCAUGACAGCAAUGAGUUCGUCAAAAGGGAAUUUGAGAAAAUCGAGGAUAUCUCAGAGAGUGGUAGGAAUAUUUACCCUAGUGUUCAUGGAUUUGCUGUUAAAGACAAGACCAGCUUUUUCGGAAUAGUCAACAACUAUCCCACCGGCUGUGGGUUCACCAGUAAUGCCAAGAAUGAUGUCCAAUGCUUCUUGAUGAGAAAUACCAUGAUGGAUGACGACAAGGGGCUUCCUGAUUACCUUAUAGACACUCAGAAGGUGACUUUUAAGUACUUUAUCAUGCUAGAAAAGGACAUUAAGGAGUACAGCAAGAGGUUCAGAACCCUUUCGGACUAUUUCAAUCUUCCUGUCACUACUAACUACAGUGACGAGGACAGAGCUGAUAAUGCGGUGAUUUCUGAAAUUACCGAAGACCCCGACACUUAUUACGAGUCUUUCAUGAAAUGGAUGUUUGAAGAGACUGAAAUAACUCCAGAGCCUGAACAAGAAUUAUACACUCCAAUUAUGAAACCUGGAAAUGCAACUUCAUUCACAAUUUUACACAACAAGGACUUACCCGAAGAUAUCGAGAUUUUGGACCUAUUCGAGAACUAUAAGGGCAAGCUAUUUGUAAGGAUUCGUAACAGAGACUUGAAAGAGUCUCUUGGUGAAAAGCUUAAGGCGAAAGACCAGAAGAUUGACUUGAAAGAUACCUUUGUCUUUAAGCUCAGUGCCGAGCACAAGUAUACCUUAAAUGGACUCAAGAAGCACAAAAUGAUGCCCAAGCCUGAAGAAGGAAAUAUUGUUCAGAAGACGCUUAAGCUGAUCGAUAAGGGCAUAAAAUACAUCAAAGGGGAAGAAUUUAGACACCAAUGCUUGAAGGAUGGAAAGGCAUUGCUGAAGCCAAGAGAGAUCGCUACAUUUAAGAUCGAGACUUAAACCUAU
Molecule: messenger RNA, 3117 nt
Organism: Moneuplotes crassus
Lineage: Eukaryota; Ciliophora; Spirotrichea; Euplotida; Euplotidae
Source: the annotation of a GenBank genome assembly